CUGAGCGGGAUGGACCUUUGGUCUGACCCAGUCUGGCCGUUCUUUUAGUUUUUAGACCCUUUCCAGCUGGGUCUAAUAAUUGAACAGGGCCAUAUGAUCAGCUGGGAGGGUAGCUGACCUGUCACCUGACCUUGAUGCCCCCUACAGGGCCAGACAGCCUGUGACAGGAUCUGGCUCUGGAGUUUUACACCCUUGGGGAGAGCGAGACCGUCACCUCCUUGUCCGUAAGGGGGCAUAGGAGCCCCUGCUACCCUGCAGCUCAGACGCUGGUGGUGGUGGCACCGGCAAAAAGCUGGGGAUUGCUCUUUUGAGCAGCUUUGAUGCAGCCAUUUCCCCCGGGAAAUGCUUUUGCCAACACUUGCUGAAUUGCAGCUGCCUUUGGGGUGGGGCACGGCAGCUGUUAACAGCCACAUGGAAGUCCAGGCCCUGAUCUGCAGAGGUAUUUAGCCCAGUCCAGCUGCAGCUCAGUGGGGUAGGGGCAUGUUUAGGGAGGCAGGAUAAUUACUUCAGUGGGCAUUAGCGCUGCAUCUGAGGGCCUUCUGCUGGGGCUAGGGGCAUGGGGCUCAGUGUACGUACCUGACCCCUGGACUCUAACUAUAAAUGGAAACUGGGCUUUAUGAGGAAGGUUCUGGGCUGGGAAUGGGACUUGGAGCUGUUUGCUUCCAGAUGAGGGCCCCGGGCACUGAAAUUGCUGCUCAGCUCCCAGCAGGCUCUGAGCAGGCAAGAGUCUCUGAUACAGAACCCAGCAGGAUACAUUGUGCUCUGGGCUGAGCGCCAGCCCACAGGCCAGGGGCCAAGGUGGGGAGCAGGGCCCGUGGAGGCUGAGUCUCAGGGUGGGAGCAGGAUCAGAGCAGGGCGCGGGGGAGUGCCACUCUCCUUCCCCGCGCUCCUUUUGCAUCCUCCGGCCGUUGACAGUGUCUCGGCCCCAUCCCACGCAUGGAGCCAGCCAAGUCCUUCCCACCUGUGCUAGGCCUUUGGGGAGGGCCAGCUGGGCUCACACGCGUGCUCCAGGUGCUGGAAAAAGGACCAGUGGCUGGGAUAGGGUGAUCAUGCAUCCCUGGGCCCUCCGUCUGCUUCGGGGGCUGUGCCUCUGGCUGAGCCUGGGGCUGCCGGGCACCCUGAGCGGGAAUCGGAGCUGCGUCUUCUUUGAGCCACCCCACAACCUGCAGGGAUCCAUGCGGCACCGAGGUCGUCUUCUGGGGGACACUGAGCACAGCACCAUCCUUUGCCACUCCAGCCACUGCUGCUUCGGGAUCUGGAACCAAAGCCACGGCCAACUCCAAGCGGUGAUGCAAGGUUGCUGGGGCAGCGACCGAGAUGGCUGCGACUCCCCAGCCUGCAAAACCAGCCCCGUCCACACCACGGGGGCCAUCCUCCAGCGCUGCCUGUGCCGCUCCGACUUCUGCAAUGCCAACGUCAGCCAGCUUGGGGCCCCUGCAGUGCCGCAAGCCUCAGCUGGGUCUGCUCCAACAGGCACCAUCUGGAUCGCCGUGGCCUGCUCACUGGUGCUCUUCCUCGGCUGUCUGGCCUUCCUAGUGCUGAGAAGGAUGAAGGUCUGUGCAGUGCUGCUGCGCCAGGAGGCGAGCUGGGAGCUGACCAAAGUCACCAUGGACCCCCAUUCCAGCCGUGAGAGGGAACCCCCUAGCCAGGAGCUGUCAGCGCUCCAGUUCCUCCAGGUGCUCCAGGAUGGGCGCUUCUCCGUGGUGUGGCAGGGCACCCUGCACCAGACGCCCGUCGCGAUCAAGGCCUUCCCCGACACCUGCUCCCAGCACUUUGCAGCCGAGUGGUCCGUGCACAGCCUGCCCCUGAUGGACCACGACAACGUGGCCCGACUCCUGGCGGCUGGGCGAGGAGGGGUGCACGGGGAACAAGGGAGCCUGUUGGUGCUGCAGCUCUACCCGGCCGGUUCCCUGAGACACUUCCUGAGCCAACACAUCAGCACCUGGGACGGCACCGUCAGACUGGCCCUGUCGCUGGCCCGGGGGCUGGCCUUCCUGCACGAGGAGCUCUGGCACAAUGGCCUGCACAAACCCAGCGUGGCUCACCGGGACCUGAGCAGCCAGAACGUGCUAGUGCGGGAGGACCGGAGCUGCGCCAUUGGGGACUUCGGCCUGGCCACAGCGCUGCCUGCACGCAUGGAGCAAUGGGGCGGCGGCCGCAUGGAAGCUGCUGUCAGGAAGGCAGGGACCCAGCGGUACAUGGCCCCUGAGAUCCUGGAUGACAGCCUGGACCUGCAGGUCUGGGGCCGUGCGCUGAAGCAGGCCGACAUCUACUCCCUGGCCCUGGUGCUCUGGGAGAUCCUGUCGAGAUGCUCGGGGCUCUCCCCAGACUGUGGGGUCCCUCCUUUCCAGCUGGCCUACGAGGCGGAGCUGGGCAGCAGUCCCACAUAUGGUGAGCUGAGGAGACUAGCCGUGGAGGAGAGGAGGAGGCCAGCCAUCCCCGACUCUUGGAGGGGGACAGGCCAGGUUUCCAUCUGCCUGCGGGAGCUGCUAGAGGACUGCUGGGACCCCGACCCCGAGGCCCGGCUGACGGCCGAGUGCACCUGCCAGCGGCUCCAGUCCCUGGGAGCCGAGUUGCCGGCGGGGGUGUGCUGAGCUGGCAAAGGGUGCUGCCCCCCUGUCCUCACCCGCCACCGGCCCACGGUGCCUGGGAAUGCUCCUUGGGCUUCUGGUUGGCGCUGAUGGAGAGAGAGGAACUCUGGGGGCAGGGAUGGUGCCAUGCCCGUGUCACGCCAGCUUUUGUUGGCGCUGUAUAUAAACACGGCUGGCUGGCCUGCACCCUGCUGCUGCAUGGCGUCAAGCUGCCCAGCUGAGUCCCCCCACCUGGGCCAGAUUCGAACCUGCCACUGCCCCCUGCUGGACGGGAUCAGAGGUGCUGGAGUGCAUGCAUGAGCCAAUUGUCCCCCUUAUGGAGCUGACACAGGUCUUGUCCAUACCCCCGGCAGGCAGGAGAGAUGUAUGCCACACGGCAUCCGGCAGGUGAGUGGGGUGCAGGCGGCUUGGCCAGAAGCUAUGUCUGCAUGGUUGCGGCCAUGGGUUUGUCCCCCAGAUCAAGGGAUCGAGCCCCAUUUCUGUUUGGUUGGCUGCUUGUGAUCAAUAAAUUGUGUGCCCUGUAUUCUGGGAUCAGUCCCAACCCCUUUGUGUCGGAGCAGCCUCAGGGCUGCUCUAACAUACACUCUGCUCCUAGGGGCUCCAGGAGGCAGGGAAUACCCAUAAUGCAGUGUGCUUUGGCCAUGCCCCGCCCCCCACAUGCUCCCAGGCUAGGAGCACAGCCCUCAUAUGGUCAUGCCAGUCCCACACAGAUAUGCCAGCCCCACAUGGAUUGGUGGGUGUGCAGCCCUUAAGUUACCCCCAUCCCCUUCAUGGACAAGCAUCACCUUAACCCCCCCCCCCCCCCGCAGAUAGGCAUGCACUUCUAUUCGCCCCUCAUAUAGACAUACAGACCAGACACGCACCCUCCCCCAAGACACACACACACACACACGGCAUAUGCCCUCAGCCACACACCCAUUGAUGGGCAUGCACAGGUAUACACCUUCCAUGCACACACAUGCACAUAGUCCUGGGCUAUGUUGUUUACAUGCUGGAUAGCAGGACCAAAUGCCCCCUGCCCCAAAGAGCUCACAGUAACAGUAACAGCUCACAUAUUUGGGAGUGGAAACUGAGGCAAUGAGCAGCAAAGUGACUUGCCAAAGGUCACCCAGCAGAGUCAGGAAUAGAGCCUGGGUCUCCUGAGUCCCAGUCCGGUGCACUAUCCACUAGCCCACACUGUCCCUCGAAGCUUUUAAUGGGGGGUGCAGAUCUUGGCCAUGGGGAGCUGGGUGGGGGGACAAAUAGUGGCAUUGGGGGAUCAGGUUCAGACUCUUCUAUUCCCCGCAGACCUUAGAGUGAGUCGAGACUUGGCUAUGGCCUGGGAAUGCCAGCUGGCUUGUGGUGGUACCACCUGUCAGGUGAUUCCUCUAGGAACCCGUGGGGCACCAUGUGCACCCCCUGCCCAGCUGGCCCCGGGCACUAAAGAAUUGGCCUUUUCUCCUUACAUCUGGGAGUGGGCUAUGGAAGGAUCUUGCUCAGGAGGAACCUGGAGUUUACAAUAAUACUCUGCACUCACAAAUCCCCCAUCUCCCUCAUUUCACAGUAGGGGAAACUGAGGCAUGGAAGGGGCAGGGGAAGGGACUCACCCAGGACUAAAACCCAGCUCCCAGGCCUCUGUGCUAAGCACAGGGCAGCGCUGCCUCUGUCUGCAGGCCCAUGGUGCAAUGCCAGGUUUUGCUGAUCCUCGGGGCUCCGUGCCAGCCGCCCCUCGACAGGGAGGGGCCAGGGGACGCGGGCACCUGCCAGGUGUCACUCAGAUGGAGUGACAGUCCCAUGUUAGCCCCUGUGCCAGCUGCAGUGACUCUGGGAGCUGGGCUGCAGGCCCACAAAGCUCCUCCUGGCUACUAGUGAGGACGUAGGAUGGUCAUGGCUCCCCCUCCUCCACUGCUCCCUUGCAGGGUAGAGGGGGCCAUGAUGUGACAGGAGAGGGCCGCUGGAGAUGGCGGGUCCAGAGGAAGGAGAGAGGAGGAUUCUGGUUCUUGGGGAAGGGGGAAUCAGGGGAGAAUACAAUAGAUGAGAGAAAGGUUGGGACAAAGGGGGAAACAAUGGUCUUGUGGCUCGUGCCCAGGACACCUGGGUCCCAUUCCCAGAUCUGCUCCUGACUCAGCGUGAGAAUCUCCCAUCGCUUCCCUGUUCCUCAGCUCCCCCAUCUGGGAUAACAAUAUUGACACGCGCACAAGGUUGGUGAAAGAAUCUUAAUUUGUUCUGCUCCGCGGUGCGAGGGGAAUCGGGAAUCCUCUCGGGCGCUCGGCCUGCAGAAAGAACAUGUGAGGAGCCACGCAGCCCUGCCCAGGCCGUCUGAGCCCCAGACAGGGCAGGCGAGCUGCUUACUGGGGUAGCUUGACAUUGAACGUUUGUACGAGGGGGCUGGCUGGAAAUAAAGCCUGAGUAAUACAUCA
Molecule: messenger RNA, 4990 nt
Organism: Gopherus evgoodei (Goodes thornscrub tortoise)
Lineage: Eukaryota; Metazoa; Chordata; Testudines; Testudinidae
Gene: AMHR2
Product: anti-Mullerian hormone receptor type 2
Exons: 11
Coding region: 1050-2594 (514 amino acids)
Biological process (GO): protein phosphorylation; cellular response to growth factor stimulus; BMP signaling pathway
Cellular component (GO): signaling receptor complex; plasma membrane
Molecular function (GO): ATP binding; transforming growth factor beta receptor activity
Source: RefSeq, a predicted model, not a curated record